AUGGCCGAGAAUAUGUCAACAGUCGGGAACGCCUCAGCUUCUAUCCAUACGGGGGACUUUGGAUUCUCACCAACGUUUCUCAGCCUCAUUGCAGGAGUGGCUGUUAUCGUACUUCUCAUCAGCAGGUGGUCCACUCCUAACCUCGACGAUCGAGAGCCGCCGGCUUUGAAAUCUCGGGUUCCGGUGAUAGGCCACUUGAUCGGCCUUCUCUGGCACCAAGGCCAGUAUUUCAAAGUCUUAUAUGAGAGAGGCUUGCCGAUAGCAACCCUGCCGAUUCUCAACGGCAAACUCUACGCCAUCUGGGACCCGGCCCUCGUGCAGUCUGCCUACCGCAACAAAGACCUCUCAUUCGAGCCCUUCGCCGUUGAGUUCGCCCAGAAAGACCUCGGACUAAGCAACGAUGUAGCCAAGCUGCUGCGGGAAACGGACCUUGUACCGGACUUUUUCGGAGUCAUCCACCCCGCGUUGAACGGUGCCCAUCUUCACCGCAUGAACGCCAACGCGCUGAAGUACGUCUCCGCGGAGCUCGACAGGAUCGGUGGAGGAGUCGGCAAUGAGAGCGGACUUUAUGUGCCGAAUUAA
Molecule: messenger RNA, 582 nt
Organism: Colletotrichum siamense
Lineage: Eukaryota; Fungi; Ascomycota; Sordariomycetes; Glomerellales; Glomerellaceae
Exons: 2
Coding region: 1-582 (193 amino acids)
Molecular function (GO): oxidoreductase activity, acting on paired donors, with incorporation or reduction of molecular oxygen; iron ion binding; monooxygenase activity
Source: RefSeq, a predicted model, not a curated record